This is a messenger RNA of Brenthis ino (lesser marbled fritillary), 1161 nucleotides long. The record is from the annotation of a GenBank genome assembly. Lineage: Eukaryota; Metazoa; Arthropoda; Insecta; Lepidoptera; Nymphalidae.
AUGGAGGAGAAGUCAAGCGAUGAAGAUAAAAGUGAUUCGGAGAUAUUAAAUGAAUGUCAAAGAGAGUUACAAGAAUUGGAGAACCGGAAAAACGGAAAACGUACGCGAGAGAGUGAAGACGGCAGUGAAGAUGGUUUUAUAACAGUCCAAAAGAAAAGUUCAAAACGUUUCAUUAGAAGUUGUUCUACGGAAAAUAUGUCAUAUAUGGAUUCUAAUGUAGUUGUAAACAGAAACAUAAAUAGUAAUUAUACAACAGAAAAAGAAAAAUAUGAAGUUUGUUUAUUUUCACAACAAAUUAUGCCGAAACAGAUGGCUUUUGCUAGAUUUUUGAGGAAUGAAUGUAUAGUUAACGAGAAUAAGAAGAAAGAGGAAACUGAAGUUAUCACAAUAAAUAGCAGCAAGAAUAAGAAUAAAAAUACAGUUAGAACAUACAGCAGCGUAGUAAAAAGUACAGUGGAAGUACAUUCAGUAAACAUUCAAGAUAAGGAAAAUAAUUUGAAUAGUGAUGUAACAAAAAAAUCUAAUCCUACAAAGAAAAAAAGAAAGAAAGUAAUUAAGGAUAAAAUACCAAACACACAGGAGGAAACAUCAAUGGAUUGUGAAGAUUCGAGCUCAGAGAACGAAGAUAGUAUAGAUAAGAUAACUGAGAAAGAUGAAGAUAAAGAGAAAAGCAGAAAGUUUAACAUCCGUGACUUGAUUUGGAAAUUAAAAGAAAUUUUUAUGUCAGAAGAUAAGUUUGAAGAUAAAAUCCUUAUGAAACACUAUGAUUUUUUUUUAAGUCAAAUUAUCCUCGCAGCUAAUAGGCGCAUUCCUUUACUAAGAUUAAAUACUGGUCCAACAAACAAAUUUAAACCAAGAGAAUUCUGGUGUUCAUCUUUAUCUAAAUUAGUGGCAGAACGAAGACUGGCUUUGGGGAAUUUUAGAAGAAAUCCAACUCCUGAUAAUCUCGAAAUAUUGGAGAGCAAAGUUACGGCGACAUGUGGAACAAGAUGCAAUGGUUUUAAAGGACUUCGGCAUACCCAGCUCUCGGUUCCAGAUGAUAAACAAAAAGAAUUACUUCGAUCUCUAACUCCAGACUCUGUGUCUAAUUGCGCCCCUACUUUAAUUUCAAAUAAUGAUCUUCUCGAGACUCCUUUUACCUUACAAGAAUUAGAAGUUGUU